Nannospalax galili (Upper Galilee mountains blind mole rat) is the source of this 3478-nucleotide messenger RNA. It is a transcript of the gene Twnk, whose product is annotated as twinkle mtDNA helicase. The transcript has 5 exons. Bases 622 to 2679 code for a protein of 685 amino acids. The record is from RefSeq and is a predicted model, not a curated record. Gene Ontology annotation, molecular function: single-stranded DNA binding; ATP binding; 5'-3' DNA helicase activity. Lineage: Eukaryota; Metazoa; Chordata; Mammalia; Rodentia; Spalacidae. Gene Ontology annotation, cellular component: mitochondrion. Gene Ontology annotation, biological process: mitochondrial DNA replication.
GGUCACAGAGAGUAGCGCGUGCGGACAACCCACGUUGCGGGCAGAAGGGUAGAGAGAGGAGAGUGACACGAGUUUGCUGGCGGGAGCCGGGAGUCCGGGAGCCGUGGAGUUCCUCCUGCGGAAGGCAGACCAUGGGAGGCCGGGACGAGCCUCAACACGUGGUGCUCGGGCCAUAUGCAGAGUCCCUGUAAGGGCAAGGAACGGAGGAGAAAGUCUAAAUAAGUUGGGGUUCGAACAGACUACAGACAGGAUGCAGAGACCUGUAGAGUUGAGGAUGCUCAAGAGAGUCCGUAGAGGGGCAGUGGAGGUGAGAUGAUACAGAAAAGCUGUUAGAUUGAGUGACCGUGUCGCAGAAGUGAGGUGGCAGUGAAGAGAAACUGAAAAGGACCCUAGUCGUAAGGGAAUCUUUAGAGAGGGACGCAGACGUGAAAGGGCAGACGUAAAGUAGCAAUGUAGAGAAAGCUGAGAGGAUUAAGAGGGUGCUUAUGAGAGAAAACCUUGAGAAGAGAAAGCGAAGCCAGCUGCAGCGAGCUCUGUGAGGGCCCGGUGGAGGGUCUCUUAGAGUGUGGCCAAACCAGACACCAAAGGCUUUUGCAGUAGUGGUGGCCUACCCCGCUGGGGAUGUGGCUCCUCCUCCGACGUGCAUAUCCCCUCCGAGUCUUGCUGCCACUGCGUGGGGACUGGGUGGGUCGGAGAGGCCUGCCCCGAAGCUUGGUCCCAGGCCCUCCCCGCAGAAGGUACAGGAAGGAGGCUCUUCCAGCCUUGGAGGUACCAGUGUUACCUGUGACUACAACUGAAAUCCGCCAGUAUUUACGGGCACAUGGAAUCCCCUUCCAGGAUGGCCACAGUUGUCUUCGAGCACCAAGCCCCUUUGUGAGGUCUUCAGAGCUCAAGGAUCAGAAGAAGAACGGUACCACUUCCUUCUGCCUCUUCAUUGACAAGACCACAGGACACUUUCUCUGCAUGUCCAGCUUGGCAGAGGGGACUUGGGAAGACUUCCAGGCCAGUGUGGAGGGGCGGGGCGAUGGGGUCAAAGAGGCAGUCCUACUUAGUGACCCCCCAGAAACUGAAGACAGAGAGGAGGUCCGGAGGAUCUGGGAUCGAGCCAUACCUCUUUGGGACCUGCCUGACCCUGAGGAGGCCCAGCUGGCUCGAGUGAUGUUUGGCCUUACCAAGGUGACUGAUGACACACUCAGGCGGUUCAGUGUUCGGUAUCUUCGAUCUGCUCACAGUUUGGUCUUCCCUUGGUUCACCCCUGGGGGCUUAGGAAUACGUGGUCUAAAGUUGCUAGGUGUUGAAGGCCAGGGGGAUGGAGUGCAGUACGUAGAGACCACCAUUCCCCGGCCUGGUGCCUACCACAACCUAUUUGGAUUACCACUGAUCAGCCAUAGAGAUGCUGAAGUUGUCCUGACUAGUCGUGAGCUGGACAGCCUGGCCUUGAGCCAGUCCACAGGGCUGCCCACCCUUUCCCUGCCUCGAGGAACCAUCUGCUUACCCCCUGCCUUGCUCCCUUACCUCGAGCAGUUCCGACGGAUUGUGUUCUGGCUAGGGGAUGACCUUCGAUCCUGGGAAGCUGCUAAACUCUUUGCUCGAAAACUCAACCCAAAACGAUGCUCUUUGGUGCGGCCUGGGAACCAACAACCCCGUCCCCUGGAGGCCUUAAACCAAGGCUUAAAUCUUUCUCGUAUUCUUCGUACUGCUCUCCCUGCCUGGCACAAGUCUAUUGUGUCUUUCCGGCAGCUCCGAGAGGAGGUUUUAGGAGAACUGUCGAAUGUGGAGCAAGCAGCUGGUGUCCGCUGGAGCCGCUUCCCAGAUCUCAAUCGCCUGCUAAAGGGGCAUCGAAAAGGCGAGCUGACAGUCUUUACAGGGCCAACAGGCAGUGGAAAGACAACAUUCAUCAGUGAGUAUGCCCUGGAUUUGUGUACCCAGGGGGUGAACACACUGUGGGGUAGCUUUGAGAUCAGCAAUGUGAGACUAGCCCGGGUCAUGCUGACCCAGUUUGCUGUGACACGGUUGGAAGAGCAACUGGACAAGUAUGAAGAGUGGGCAGACCGCUUUGAGGACUUGCCCCUCUAUUUCAUGACUUUCCAUGGGCAGCAGAGCAUCAGGUCUGUAAUAGACACAAUGCAACAUGCUGUCUACGUCUAUGAUGUUUGUCACGUAGUCAUUGACAAUUUGCAGUUCAUGAUGGGUCAUGAGCAGCUCUCCACUGACAGGAUUGCUGCUCAAGACUACAUUGUUGGGGCUUUUCGGAAGUUUGCAACAGACAAUAGCUGCCAUGUGACCCUGGUUAUUCAUCCCCGGAAGGAGGAUGAUGACAAGGAACUGCAGACAGCAUCCAUUUUUGGCUCAGCCAAAGCAAGCCAAGAGGCAGACAACGUUCUGAUCCUGCAGGAUAGGAAGCUGGUGACUGGGCCAGGGAAGCGGUACCUGCAGGUGUCUAAAAAUCGCUUCGAUGGAGAUGUAGGUGUCUUCCCACUUGAGUUCAACAAGACUUCUCUCACAUUCUCUGUCCCUCCAAAGAGCAAAGCCCGGCUCAAGAAGAUCAAAGAUGAUAAUGGACUAGGGGCCAAAAAGUCCUCUUCUGGCAAAAGGGGAGCUAUGCACCAGAACUCUGAGACUUUCUUAAGUCAGGACCCUAACCCGUUCCAGUCAGAUACCUCUAAGUCCUCAAGGUGAAGUGCAUAGCUGCUUGCUAAAAUGAGCCUGACAAAACAGGCUAAAGCACAGACUCUUGGCCUGCUGCUAGGGCUCUUCCUGUAUUCCUGAGCUAUGGAACCGUCUCAGCCUAGGGCUAGGUUCCAUAGUGAGGAAAUUCAAUUUAGCAGCUAUGGCUACGUGCUGGGUUUUCUUCAGAGCACUGAAGAGACAGAUAAGGUCUCUGUUUCCACAAAACCAGCAUUCUGGUAAAAGAAGGGUAGCAAGCAGUAAACAAAUAAGCAAACAUAGUGAAGAAUGUUAAAGAAUGUUCACAGGUUGGUUUUAGAUUAUGCAGUCUACAAUGGUGUCUGAGCAGAAUACAUGUGAGAACUAGAAGAGCAGGUUAGGUGAACAUCUGAAGGAUAUUGGGAGAGGAAAAGUACUAAGCCCUGAGGUGGAAGUGAGCAAGUCACAUUUGAAGCCCCCUGAACAUGGUGUAAAUAGGAGACUUCUCCCUGAAGCCAUAUCGUCUAGGCAUUCAGAGCCAAAGAGUGAUACAGUGAGUGGGCACAAAGCCUCUCUCCUCUGUGCUUUGUAGAGUCAGGCAUAAGAUGGUACCUGCUAGAAUCAAAUCCUAGGUACUUAGCCCUGUAAUAUCAGGGCCUUAAGGAUGAUAGCUUCCUCCCGCUGGAUUAUAUGGCCAUAGAGCUAUGGGAAGAAGCUGUGAACCCAGAGUGCCUGCACCUGGAUGCUGAUUCCAUUGUAUGCUGACUUAGACAGCUGGAGUCAAGACUUUUUAUAGAGCCUUUUCCAGUUUUAAUGAAAACAUUUUCCAUUG